This is a messenger RNA of Diprion similis, 3494 nucleotides long. RefSeq names its product DNA-directed RNA polymerase III subunit RPC2 (gene RpIII128). Lineage: Eukaryota; Metazoa; Arthropoda; Insecta; Hymenoptera; Diprionidae. Gene Ontology annotation, molecular function: ribonucleoside binding; DNA-directed RNA polymerase activity; DNA binding. Gene Ontology annotation, biological process: DNA-templated transcription. Gene Ontology annotation, cellular component: RNA polymerase III complex. The record is from RefSeq and is a predicted model, not a curated record. The transcript is spliced from 16 exons. Bases 42 to 3446 code for a protein of 1134 amino acids.
AAAAUUGAUGAAUGUAAUGAUAGCCAUACGACAGCGGUAAAAUGGGUGAAAUGAAAUCAACCGAUUUCAACAGUCUCAAAGGAACUGAAAAAUUCAGAAAAGUAGCCAAACAUAUCGAGGAUAAGUGGAAACUCGUCCCGGCGUUUCUCAAAGGCAAAGGUCUCGUGAAGCAGCACAUUGAUUCGUUCAAUUAUUUCAUUAAUGUUGAAAUAAAAAAAAUUGUCAAAGCAAACGAGAAAGUAUUGAGCGAUGCGGAUUCUUUGUUCUAUGUCAAAUAUCUGAAUGUAUACAUUGGCACGCCAGAUGUUGAAGAAAGUUUCAAUGUUAAUCGCAUAACAACGCCACAUGAAUGCCGACUCAGAGAUCUAAAUUAUUCUGCUCCGAUAUCAGUGGACAUUGAAUAUACCAGAGGCAAUCAACGUAUUAUUAGAAAUAGCUUGUUGAUUGGAAGAAUGCCCAUAAUGUUGAGGAGCUCCAAUUGUGUUCUGAACAACAAGUCCCACUUUGAGUUGGCAAAAAUGAACGAGUGCCCUCAUGAUCCGGGUGGUUAUUUUGUUAUAAAUGGGCAGGAAAAGGUGAUUUUGAUCCAAGAACAGAAAUUAAGAAACAGGAUUAUUCUGGAGGAAGAUAACAAAGGUUGUAUUGUCAGUUCAUGCAACAGUUCCACCCAUGAACGAAAAACUAAAACAAACGUUGUUGGGAAAGGUGGAAAAUAUUAUAUGAGACAUAAUAUUUUUCAAGACGACAUUCCUAUUGUAACAGUAUUUAAGGCUAUGGGCAUUGUUUCUGAUCAAGAAAUAAUGCAACUGAUAGGAACUGAAGAAGAAUACAUGAGAAGGUUUUCGGCUUCGUUAGAAGAAUGUCACACAGCAAAUGUUUUCACACAAGAUCAAGCUAUCAGGUAUUUAAGCAAUAAAAGAAAACAGAAGCGAUUUCCCUCUAGUAAAAUGGGCCUUGUUGAUGAAAUAAAGGAUAUCUUGGCAAUAAACAUCCUCUCACAUGUUCCGGUAGUUGACUUCAACUUCAAAGUUAAAGCAACUUACAUCGCAUUGAUGAUACGUAAGGUUAUGCAAGGCCAGAUUGAUAGAACACUAAUCGAUGACAGAGAUUAUUAUGGUAACAAGAGGCUGGAAUUGGCUGGUUCUCUACUGUCUCUCAUGUUUGAAGAUUUAUUCAAAAGAUUUAACUGGGAGCUCAAACAAAUCGCAGACAAAAACAUUCCCAAAAUCAAAGCAGCACAGUUCGACAUCGUUAAACACAUGAGGCAAGACCAAAUCACAAAUGGUCUAGCAUUUGCUAUUUCUUCGGGUAACUGGACCAUAAAACGGUUCAAAAUGGAACGUCAAGGUGUAACGCAAGUUCUGUCAAGAUUGUCGUACAUAUCUGCCCUAGGAAUGAUGACGAGAGUUAAUUCACAAUUUGAAAAAACAAGGAAAGUUUCUGGCCCCCGCUCCCUACAGCCUUCCCAAUGGGGAAUGAUGUGUCCUAGCGAUACGCCAGAAGGAGAGGGUUGCGGUCUAGUUAAAAAUCUAGCAUUAAUGACUCACAUCACAACAGAGGUGGAAGAAGAACCGAUUAUCAGACUAGCCUACAAUCUUGGAGUAGAAAACGUCAAUAUCUUGGGAGGUGAAGAAAUAAACAACAAAAAUGUGUACAUGGUUUUCUUGAAUGGUAAUAUUCUAGGAAUUAUUAAAAAUUACAUCCGACUCGUCAAUGUAUUCAGACUGCUACGCAGAAAGGCCAUGAUCAAUGGGUUCAUUUCCAUAUAUCCUCAGCAUCACCACAGAUGUGUGCAGAUAUGUUCGGAUGGUGGCAGAUUGUGCAGACCUUACAUUAUAGUCAAAAAUGGAGAAUCUCUUGUUCAGCAAAAACACAUCGAAGCAUUAAAACAUGGUUUCAAAACGUUUGACGAUUUCUUGCACGAAGGUCUCAUAGAAUUUUUGGAUGUGAACGAGGAAAAUGAUAGCUCGAUCGCUUUCAAUGAGUCCCAAAUCGAAGCAGGAACGACUCACUUGGAAGUAGAGCCAUUUACUUUACUCGGCGUUUGUGCUGGCUUAGUGCCAUAUCCUCAUCACAAUCAGAGUCCUAGAAAUACAUAUCAAUGUGCUAUGGGCAAACAAGCGAUGGGAACUAUAGGAUACAACCAACGUAAUCGCAUAGACACACUAAUGUACAAUCUGGUUUACCCGCAAGCUCCGAUGGUCAAAUCUAGGACCAUAGAACUGAUCAAUUUCGAUAAACUCCCUGCUGGACAAAAUGCAACGGUUGCGGUGAUGUCCUACAGUGGAUACGACAUAGAGGAUGCGUUAAUUUUAAAUAAAGCAGCGAUCGACAGAGGUUAUGGAAGGUGUCUAGUAUACAGAAAUGCUAAAUGUACUUUAAAAAGAUAUGCAAAUCAGACUUACGAUAGAAUUAUGGGACCCAUGAUAGAUUCAAAUACUAAAAAACCUAUUUGGAAACAUGAGAUAAUAGACAAUGACGGCAUAGCUGCCCCUGGAGAAAUGGUAGAGAAUAAAAAAGUCAUGGUGAACAAAUCUAUGCCUGCAGCAACAAUGAACCCUGUAAAUCCUGCUAAUGUUCAGACUCAACCUGAUUAUUGUGACGUACCAGUUCUUUUCAAAGGAUCAGUUCCAGCCUACAUUGAAAAAGUUAUGGUAUCCAGCAAUGCGGAUGAUGCAUUUUUAAUAAAGUUGUUGUUAAGACAAACUAGACGACCUGAAAUUGGUGAUAAAUUCAGUAGUCGACAUGGACAGAAAGGUGUAACAGGUCUGAUCGUGGAACAAGAAGAUAUGCCUUUCAAUGAUCUUGGUAUUUCACCAGACAUGAUCAUGAAUCCACAUGGAUUUCCGUCAAGAAUGACAGUUGGCAAGCUCAUCGAAUUGCUUGCUGGCAAGGCUGGUGUAGCUGAAGGGAAAUUUCACUACGGAACAGCAUUUGGUGGUUCAAAAGUAGAAGAUGUUUGCGAGGAAUUAGUAAAACAUGGGUAUAAUUACAUGGGCAAAGAUUUCUUCUACUCUGGUAUUACCGGGGAACCACUUCAGGCUUAUAUAUACUCUGGUCCAGUGUACUAUCAGAAAUUGAAGCAUAUGGUUCAAGACAAGAUGCAUGCUCGUGCCAGAGGACCGAGAGCAGUUCUAACACGCCAGCCAACAGAGGGAAGAGCUAAGGAAGGAGGUUUGCGGCUGGGCGAGAUGGAGAGAGAUUGCUUAAUCGGUUAUGGAGCUAGCAUGAUGUUGAUUGAGCGUCUGAUGAUUUCAAGUGAUAUGUUUGAUGUCGAUGUUUGCAAUACAUGUGGACUAAUGGCGUACAGAGGCUGGUGUCACAGUUGCCAGACAAGUGCUUCCAUUUCUACAAUAUCCAUACCUUAUUCAUGUAAGCUUUUGUUCCAAGAGUUACAAUCUAUGAAUAUUGUACCAAGGUUAACGCUAAAGAACAGUGGUGACUGAAACGAACGGAAAAUUUAAUAAGAACAUUAAAGACGUGUGUAUCAAUAA